Molecule: messenger RNA, 2394 nt
Organism: Desarmillaria tabescens
Lineage: Eukaryota; Fungi; Basidiomycota; Agaricomycetes; Agaricales; Physalacriaceae
Exons: 7
Coding region: 98-2329 (743 amino acids)
Molecular function (GO): zinc ion binding
Source: RefSeq, a predicted model, not a curated record
GGUAAUCGCCACGUCGUCCUUGCCGUUUCCUCACCAUCACUCACCUUCAAUAACAUCUCUCUCGACCAGUCUGACGUCGGGCUAAUCGCUCGCAGCGAUGCCAGUAAAUCCAGUACUGCGCCAAAGGGCAAGGGCUGUCGCUACCUCAAUCAAUUCCCAUCGCAUUCUCCUCUAUGGCACGCUCUCUACUGUCGCGGUCUGUGCCGCCGUCGCCAAUGCUUUAAAGAACUACAGCAACUUCUACUCUGUCGCGAUAUAUCUAUCCAAAAGCAGCCGUAGUGUUCUUGUUUUCGCAAACUUUGCGUUCAUUCUCGCCUUGUUGUGCGGUCAUGUACUUCAGAAGGUAUUCUUUGGUAGUUUGAGGCCAAAUGAAAUAGAACGUCUGUACGACCGCCUUUGGUUCUUCGUGACGGAAUCACUUCUGGCAUUCACCAUCUUUCGCGAUGAAUUCGACGCUCCUUUCGCUACCAUGUUUGGGUUCCUCCUGUUUGUCAAGUCAUUCCAUUGGUUGGCCAGUGAUCGUAUCGAGUGGAUGGAUCAACGCCCGUAUCCGGGGCCGUCGUUACUCUUCCACGUUCGGAUGUCAACUUUGUUCGUGAUAUUAUGGACGACAGAUUUUUUCAUGCUGCUGUUUGCGGUCGAAAACACGCUCGAAUACGGCGUGGGAGGCAUGGUUCUUUUUGCAUGCGAGUACGGCAUAUUGAUGGCCAGCGUCGCGAAUUCUAUCGCCAAGUAUGUCUUGUCGGCUUAUGAUUUCCGAAGAGCGGGCGUCCAUGGGGGAGAGAAUGCUCCUCCCUGGGAGCAGAAAAGUAUGUGGACUUUCUACAUCGAAUUGAUCACUGACUUCAGCAAAUUGACGACCUAUCUCUGUUUCUUUGCCAUCAUUCUCACCUUUUAUGGCCUCCCGUUGAACAUCGUACGGGAUAUCUACUUUACAGCGCGCUCCUUCGUGACUCGCUUAAGAGCCCUUCAUCGGUAUCAAACUGCGACCAGAAAUAUGGAUCAGAGAUACCCAAACGCUACUCAGGAAGAACUAUCUUCAACCGAUCAUACAUGUAUUAUUUGUCGCGAAGAGAUGACACUUCCACAGACUCCAACAGGGCCUGCACCUGAAGGUCCUAACAUGACACCCAAGAAGCUACCGUGUGGUCAUAUAUUUCAUUUUCAUUGUCUACGGUCUUGGCUGGAGCGGCAGCAGAGUUGUCCUACUUGCCGUCGCACUGUCCUGGAAACAAAUCCUCCAGGUGUUCAGGGCGGGAGAGAUCGCAGGACUCCUGGUGUACAGGCGCAAAGAAAUGCUCCUGCGCCCAAUCGUAACAAUGCAGCAAACAAUGGCGCCGGUAAUACGAUGGACAUGCUACGCCGCCUACUCAAUAACCCAAACGCACCGAAUCGGCCUCUAGAUGCUGGUAAUCACGCGGUAAAUGUGGUUAUUCAGUAUGACAUCCAUAACUAUCCACCCCAAAACACUGCCAAUCAGCGCGAUCAGCCACCAUCGCAGCCACGACCUUUGCACCCCCCUCCGCAAUUUGUGGGCUUUUAUGGUCCCGGCGGUGUAUGGCAGCCAUGGCCUGAGCAUGUUGCCCCAGAAGCCACCCAAAAUAACGCCUCUGGUGCAUCGAAUUCAGCGUCAACUUCAUCUACUGAGCCUGAGCGCGCGACCAAUAUCUCCGCUUCAACGGCAUCUAAUGUUUCAGCAGCGUCUUCAGGUGAUGCCCCAGUCCUGUCUCCAACGGAUGCCCCCCUGCCGUCGUCAGAGUCAAUAAGCCCCAGUGAAGCUGCUGCGCUCGCCGCCCUUCGGCGGUUGAAUCGCAAGGAUCCAUCACAUGAUAGGGCUCCCAGCACAAGGUCUGAUUCUUCCUCUUCCUCUUCUUCAAUGUCAAGCUCUACAUCGGAGAGCAGUGACGGAGAAACAUCACGAAUCAACGAAUCCCAUCCUACCUCGCACGCUACUUCAACAGCACACGUCGGUGUCCCUUCAUUAAUACCUCUUGAUUACAUACAUUCGGAAUCCGGAUCAGUACCCAGGCCACCACUAAACUCACAAGGUCGCAACCCUGGUCGGCCCUUCAACGAGAUACCAAUCUCACAAUUACCUCCCACGUUGACAGAAGACCAGUUGGCUGUUCUGGACACGGUUACAAGGGAGGCUAUCGAUGAGCGGAUACGCAUCCUUGAAGGAGUAUCGGGUGCAGUUUAUCGGUGUAUUGACGAACUUAUGCGAGUGCGGAGUGCACUUCCUCCGCUACCAACCACCACACCUACACCCACAACGUCGACUACAGCAGGUAAUGGGACCACAGGAAGGGAAGAAGAUUCCAACGAGUAAGAAGGGUUUCAAUAUUAUAUAUUUGAAGUGUACACAUAGUCAUGCAAUGGAUGUCAUUUUCGGAC